AAGGGCAUAUCCUGUGGAGAAAUCUGGGUGUCCGUGAACCCUGGAAGAUCCGGAGGCUUGUUGCAGUCCCACGCAUAAGCGGUUAUGCGGGUGCCUCCCACCCCAUCCCCAAAGCUUCAAGUCGUGCGCCGACUCAACAACGAUUUCUAAAGCGCUGGUUGGGCUUGGCCCAGGAAGGGACUGGGAAAGUCGCCAUGGGCUCAGGGGGCCUCUCUCCUUCCAGUUCUGGCUCCGCCCACAUGUUCCUGUGAAGAAUGCUAUAUUGAUAAGGUCGUUACCAAAUAUAUCCUGUUUUGCAUAUGACUUAAAAUCUUUCCUUAUAAUUUUUUUUUUUCAUUUAACAUAGUAUCCAAGAUGAAUGACAGCCUCUUUGUCAGUUUGGACAGACUUUUGCUAGAAUUUGUCUUCCAGUAUGAGCAAGACAUAAGUACUAAAGAAGAGAUGCUUCAAAGAAUUAAUAAAUGCUGUGAAGAUAUUAAGGAAAACAAAGUAACUAUUUGUAGGAUACAUGACACUAUAAAUACAACAGAUGAGGAAAUUGAUCAUUACUGUAAACAUAGUGAGGAGAUUAAAGACAACUGUAGAAACUGGAAGCCAACAUGUGAUGUUUUUCAUAAACAUGAAGAUUAUAUGCAGGAUCAACUUACUAUUUAUCAAGAAACUACUGAAAAAGACAAAGAAAUGUAUCAUGAUUAUAUACGUCAAUAUAAAGAAGUUUUGAAGCAAUACCAACUAAAAUACUCAGAAACACCCUUUUCAUGUGAAUAUUAUGAGAAGAAAAGAGAACAUGAAGAAAUUGAAAGCAGAGUGUUGGCAUGUACUGAACAAUUAAAAAUGAAUGAAACAAUUUUUAUGAAAUUUCGAGUGCCUGCUCCCUUUCCAUCACUUAUUAAAUGGACAUUAAACAUUGUUAAUUUGAGAUGUAAAACACAAGAUAUUCUUAAAAAUGCCAGCAAUUUUACCAAAAGUUCAUCUGAAUUGAAGAAAGAAGUAGAUGAAAUGGAAAUAGAAAUUAAUUAUUUAAACCAGCAGAUAUCUAGGCAUUAUGAAACUAAGGCUCUUUCAGAAACUCUGGAAGAAAAGAACAAAAAUGUAGAAAACAGAAAAGAACUGAAAGAAAGAAUUUUUGAAAAAGAUGAACAUGUACUUGCAUUUAAUAAAACUCAAAGCAGUCAAUUAUUUCUUCCUUAUGAAUCUCAGAAAUUAGUAAGACCAAUAAAGAUGCAUUCUUCAGAACCAAGAAUUGCAGAUGUAAAAGAAGAAAGUUCUGUGAAUCAGUCAAAGCUUGCCAAUAUUGACUUCAGACAAAAAGAAAAUGAUACACAGGUAUUUAAUGACUCUGCUGUGGAUAACCAUUCAAAAUGUUCACAUAUUAUGGCUAUCAAAAGUUCACAAAAGUUUAUGCAAGUCAGAUUGUUAACUCCACAGAAACAAUCAAAUUCCAAUCAGUGGUUUGAAAAAGGAGAUAAAGAUGCUGAGUAUGGAGAUAAAAGGACAGUAAGACAAGUAAGAGAAUCAAAAUGUACUUCACAAGCUAUAUAUACUGAACAUUUUGGGAAGCCAGUAGAAAAUGAUAGUGACGAAGUAGAAGAGAGAGCUGAGAAUUUUCCACGAACAUCUGAAAUUCCUAUAUUUUUAGGAACUCCUGAAGCUGUGAAAGCAUCUGAGUCAUUGGAGAAAAUAAAAUUCCCUAAAACCCCACCGUUCGAAAUUAACAGAAAUAUAAAUGCAGUACCUGAAGUUCAAACACAAAAGGAAUCCCCUGGACUUUCUUUUCUUAUGAGUUAUACUUCUAGAUCACCUGGAUUGAAUUUAUUUGAUUCUUCUGUAUUUGAUACAGAAAUCUCGUCAGAUCAGUUUAAUGAACAUUAUUCUGCAAGAAAUCUAAAUCCUCUGUCAUCAGAGCAAGAGAUUGGAAACUUAUUUGAGAAGCCAGAAGGAGAAGAUGGCUUUACAUUUUCUUUUCCAUCAGACACUUCAACUCAUACAUUUGGAGCUGGAAAAGAUGAUUUUAGUUUUCCAUUUUCAUUUGGACAGGGUCAAAAUUCAAUACCUUCUUCUUCUUUAAAAGGUUUUUCAUCUUCCUCACAAAAUACAACACAGUUUACUUUUUUUUGAGCUAGUCAUUAAUUCCUUGAAUUAUUUUACUGUUCUGUAUUCAUGAGGGCAUACAUUUACAUUAUUGCUUAAAACAUGAAGACUGCUUUAUUUUGUUGAUUAAAGCAGUAAUGUUUACAUUAUUUGAUUAUAUUUAUUGAAAUAUUGAAAUACUGAAUAUUUUGGGUUUUGUGUGUACUAUUAACUAAUCAUUUAUUUUGGUCUGGAUUUUGUGAGCUGUGUUCAGGUAGAACUUUUAUUAAUCUUAAUAGAAUUUGAGGCUUUUUUCAUUACUCUUUAUUUUAAAUAUUAAGCCUGCUUCUCCUUGGAACCUAAGGUUUUUUCUGGUAGUAUUGUUGGUACUUUGAUAAGAACAAGAACUGCAGUAGUAACUCCAGAGUUAGUGCUGAAGUGUACUUUAGCUACUAAAAAUUUCUUUUAAAAUUAUUGGGAUUCACUUCUGCUUCACUAUGUAGUAUACAGAGUGGUACUAUAAUAAUAAUUUCAAAUAAUUUAUGUUAAUAACAAAAUCUGUGUUAUUUUCUUCUAAUAUAACACAUGGUACAAUUCUAAUUUUAUGAGUCAUGCUAAUGCCUUCAAUGGAUAAAAAUUAAAUGUGAAGGGCAAGAGUAAUUUCUGAAAAUUGGAUUGUUGUAUCAGUGGUGAUCCUGUUAAUAUUUUUUUUUGCUUAAAUAUUUUUUGAGGAACAUUUAAAAUUUUGUCUCCGUCAAUAAAAAACAAUUUCAUCUUUAUGUUUUGUGUUCAGUAUUUUUCAAUUAAUUAUAUAGCUUACAUAAAGAUAUUUAACAUUUGAUGAACUUCUGUAAACAUUUUGCUCAAUAUCAUUGUAUUUUGUGCUUUGUAAAUUAGCUAUAUUGAGUUACCAAGUACUAAGGAGUUU
This is a messenger RNA of Chlorocebus sabaeus (green monkey), 2998 nucleotides long. It is a transcript of the gene C24H14orf39, whose product is annotated as chromosome 24 C14orf39 homolog. NCBI's taxonomy places the organism in Eukaryota, Metazoa, Chordata, Mammalia, Primates, Cercopithecidae. Gene Ontology annotation, cellular component: central element. The record is from RefSeq and is a predicted model, not a curated record. Gene Ontology annotation, biological process: meiotic DNA double-strand break processing involved in reciprocal meiotic recombination; homologous chromosome pairing at meiosis; oogenesis.